GACACGGGGGGCGGAGCCGUUCCGCGGCUGGGCCCGGGUUAUCGCCGCCCCUAACUUUACUGGUGACAGACCGCAGGGCCGGGGCUGCCAGCACCUGCCAGGCGCGGCCGUUACGGGAGGAGCUUCUUCGCUCCCCCGGCUGCCAACCGUCCCUCUGGGGAGCCUCCCGGGCCCCGCCACCGGCAGUGGGCGAGCGGUCGGGGAAGCUCCACCAUGGAGGCAGUCACGGCAGGGGAAGUCAGUGUCCAAGAUGAGGCUGUGGAGAAAAGUACCUUUAAGGAAUGCAACCAGAUUGCUUUUUACAGGCGUCAGAAACUUCUACAUCCUGGAAAAACUUUGUAUAGAGUGUUGCUGGAUUCUGUCACAUUAAGUGAUGAAAAUGUCAAAUUCCAAAUAAUUAAUGAAGAAAACAAGGUUCUUUUACAAGUAGAAAUUUGUGAAAUAGAGGGCAAUAUUUUCAGGAUUAAAAUUGAUGAAGCAUCUCCUCUCAGAGCGAGAUACAGAGUUCCUGAUGUUCUUAUAAAGGAACCUACCACCAAGAGAUUCUCCAUCUCUCAGAAGGAGGCAGGUAUUUUGGUGCUGUCAAGUGUUAAGGAGGACUACAGAGUUCAGGUCACAGCAAACCCCUUCCAUCUUGAGCUGCAGUCCAAGGGUGAGACUGUUCUGAGCAUGAAUUCCAAUGGGUUGUUAUAUUUUGAGCACCUACAACCACCUCCCAGUGAUAGAAAGCCUACAGCAGAAAAUAAGGAAGCAGCAAGUGAUUCCUCUAAGGAGAAACAAGAGGAUCUAGGUCUCUGGCAAGAGAAAUUUGGCAGUUUCUUAGACAUCAAAGCUCAUGGGCCUAGUUCUGUAGGCACAGACUUCUCUUUAUGUGGAUUUGACCAUGUUUAUGGAAUACCACAGCGUACAGAAGCACUUCUUCUCAAAAACACCAGUGAUGGUGAUGCCUACCGGCUUUAUAAUUUGGAUAUCUUUGGCCACAAGACACAUGACAAAAUAGGCAUUUAUGGUUCAGUGCCCCUUCUCUUAGCACACAAGCCUAACAGAACUUCAGGGAUCUUCUGGCUGAACUCUUCAGAAACACUGGUGGACAUUAAUACAAAGGCAGUAGCUGAGCAUGUGCUGUCUGGAUCUGCUGCACAGACUGCUAAGCAGAGAGCCAUGCCUGUAACUGAUGUGCGGUGGAUGUCAGAGAGCGGCAUCAUUGAUGUUUUCCUGCUGAUGGGGCCCACUGCAUUUGAUGUCUUCAAGCAGUUUGCACAGCUGACAGGUACUCAAGCCCUGCCCCCUCUUUUUUCACUCGGCUACCAUCAGUGCAGGUGGAAUUAUGAGGAUGAGGAGGAUGUCAAGGCAGUGGAUGCUGGCUUUGAUGAACAUGACAUUCCUUAUGAUGUGAUAUGGCUGGACAUAGAGCACACUGAUGGCAAGAGGUAUUUUACCUGGGACAAAAAGAAGUUCCAGAAUCCCAAAAAGAUGCAAGAACAUCUGAAGAAGAAAAAACGCAAGCUUGUCGUCAUUGUAGAUCCCCACAUUAAGGUUGACCCCAUGUAUGCCCUGUAUGCACAGGCAAAAGAGAAGGGAUAUUUUGUGAAAGACAGAAAUGGGAAAGACUUUGAAGGCAUCUGUUGGCCAGGUUCCUCCUGCUACCUGGAUUUCACCAAUCCUGAAGUGCGGAAAUGGUACGCAGAACAAUUCGCCUUCAAAGCUUACAAGGGAUCCACUAACAUCCUCUAUGUAUGGAAUGACAUGAAUGAGCCCUCGGUCUUCAAAGGAGCAGAACUAACAAUGCAGAAAGAUGCUGUGCACUACAACAACUGGGAGCAUCGGGAAGUACACAACCUCUACGGAUUCUAUCAGCAAAUGGCAACUGCAGAAGGCCUCAUCAGACGUUCUUCAGGAAAAGAGAGACCAUUUGUCCUCACACGAUCUUUCUUUGCGGGAUCACAGAAGUAUGGGGCAGUGUGGACUGGAGACAACACAGCAGAGUGGAGUUAUUUGAAAAUAUCCAUUCCAAUGCUUCUCACCCUCAGCAUGGCAGGGAUUUCGUUCUGUGGAGCUGACGUGGGAGGGUUUAUUGGAGAUCCAGAACCAGAGUUACUUGUUCGCUGGUAUCAGGCUGGAGCCUACCAGCCCUUCUUCAGAGGUCAUUCUAACAUGGAGAGCAAACGGCGAGAACCAUGGCUCUUUGGGGAGAGGAACACCCAGAUCAUCAGGGAAGCCAUCAGAGAGCGCUACGUCCUGCUGCCCUACUUGUACACACUCUUCUAUCGGGCACACACAGCAGCGGAGCCAGUCAUGAGGGCUCUCUGGAUAGAGUUUCCAGGGAAAACUGAAACUUUUGGUGUGGAAAAUGAGUACAUGCUGGGAAAUGCUUUGUUGGUGCAUCCAGUCACAGAGCAAGAGGCCAAGACAGUGAGUGUUCUGCUUCCGGGGCCAGAGGAGAUCUGGUAUGAUUUCAGAAAAUUUAAACGGGUGGAAGAUCCAGGCACUUUGAAGAUCUCAGUAACACUGGAAAAUAUUCCUGUAUUCCAGCGAGGAGGCACUGUAAUACCUCUGAAGAUCACAGCUGGAAAAUCCACUGAAUGGAUGAUGGAUACUCCUUAUGAACUUCGUGUGGCCCCGGACACAGAGGCCCGUGCAGUAGGUGAGCUCUACCUAGAUGAUGGACACUCAUUUCAAUACCUCCACAAGAAGCAGUUCCUGUAUCGGAAAUUCACUUUCCACAAGAACAUUCUCUCUUCCAGCCACAAAGAUCAAAGUGGACAAUACCACAGCACAUGUGUGAUUGAACGGGUGAUAGUUCUGGGAUUUGGACAGCAACCCACUUCAGUGACAGCCUGUUCCAAGGAGGGGGAAGAAAGAAAAGUGGUUUUCACAUACAAUGUGAAGAACUCUGCACUGAUGCUGGAAAACUUAGCCCUGAGUCUUGCUGCUGACUGGAAGAUUUGCAUCAACUGAAAGCAGACACAACUUCUUCAGAGAAUUCACUGAGUGACUGAGAGGAGAUAGUGGGAGGAUUUUAAAUACUCAUUUGAAUCCAAUCAAAUGAAGGAACAUAUUUCCCACCCACAUCCCCAAACUGACAUUUCCUACUAUUUUUUGUUUAAAGCACAUUUGAAGUUGGAUAACUCUUUCAUCCAGCAAAAAUAACAGCACUUGGAUUGUACCUUUGGGGGAAAAGCUAAAUGUUAUCUCCUCCAGGGCAUUUUCAGUGGGACAUUAAGACUGAGAUUGGCCUUAACUUGCACUGAUAAAUCAUAAAACAGUGGAAUGAGAUUGUGGCUUGCUGGUAUAAGGUUUAAUUUAAAUUGCACUACCCAGAGACUGGAGUUUUUGAGAGAAGUAGAACUGGGCCAAUUUGACAAGCAAAAAAACACAGCAGGAGCCACCCAGUGUGAUGACAGACAAAGACUUCCCUUUUCCAGUCUUUAUGAUGAUGCAGAAUUAGGCAGUCAGUACAGGAAAGUACGUAACAGGCUUGCCAAGCAAUUCAGUCAUGGAAGGUAAGGUUUGAGUGGGUUGUGGCUGUCAGUUGAGCAAUACUAAAAGACAGUGAUGUGCAAGUGAAGAAGUCUCUCCAGUAACUGGCUUUGAAAAGUCACAGGUGUACUUAAGUGUAAUACUGGCUUAGGGUAGCAGCUGGACUCAUGUGUAAACAUCUUCCAUAUCAUUAUUCUCCUGUCUCCACAAGGCUACUUUCAAAAGUCUUCUAUUAGGAAAGAAUUGGUGGGUUUGGAUGAUUGAAUGUCAUUGGUUAAUAUCAGCCCAGUCAAGCUCUGUUUCUCCCAUUCUUCCAGAUCUUUACAAGGUUACACAUAUUUUGUGUAAUUUCUUGGUCAGUUUUUAGCAUUGGGCUGAGAUUUGAGCUUACUAUUUAUUAAGCAAACUUUUAAUGGGAUAAAUUCAGUCAUCCCACUUCAUGCUUAUUCCCCCAUUCUCUUAAAACUCACCCUGACAUUUCCUUGCCUCCUUUUUGCUCCCUCCAUCUCUACAAGCACAAGUGAUGAGUCUUGAUGCUUUUUUAACAUGCAAAAUUAGGAGAUACCCUGCCUAUUCCUACAGUCCUUUCCACAUCAGGCAUUGCUUUUCUGCAGCCUACUGUUGCUCCAUGGCUCAAAUUGUCUGCUCUUUGCCAUUUGCUACACUUGUCAACUAUAUUGUUUUUAAAACAGUUCUAAUUCAAACCUGAGUGCUUCAUUAGUUGAUUUUGUGGAUAUAAAAGGGCAACAUUUACUGCAUUUCUUUUAGCAAAAGCUGGAAGAUUUGUUUUCAUUAAAAAGAUAAUAAAAUCAGCUCUUAGAAAACAGAAAAUGAUGGUCACCAUUUUUGCCCAGUGAAGGUAACUCAGCAAGUCCAUUCUACAUUGGUUCUUGAUGUUCUUGCUCUUUCCUUCCUGGGCUUGUUCAGUCCUUCCCACCUGCUGCUGUUAUUCCUCUGCAGGGUAGACUUUUGGCAAGAGUAAGUGCAAGUCUGAACUGUGACUACUCUUGCUUCCUGACUACCAAACACAGCUGGCUUCCUAUCAGACCCUUAAGUUCCCUUUUUCUCAUUCUGCAGAGCUGUUUGUCAGCUUGUUCUAUCAGAGAACACAAGCCUGUGGCUCUAGGAACUGGCAGCCUAAAUACUGCUGUGCUUAAUGCAGUGGAGUCAAUGCAAGUAGAACAGUAGCAAAUAAAUCUUUUACAUCUGUGAGAAGUAAGAUAGACUCUAUUUUCCCAUCAGAUUCUGAGCUUUAAUUGAUGGUUGCUUCUUAUGUUUAAACAUAGCAGUACUUCUGACAGGGCAGAAUUAUUGUCAUGAGCACUUGAAUGACACAUUUUAACUGGCAUUUCUGAAGUUAGAAAAUAAAUGAAAUAAAGUAACAAUGAAA
Messenger RNA from Pogoniulus pusillus (Red-fronted tinkerbird), 4870 nucleotides. It is a transcript of the gene GANC, whose product is annotated as glucosidase alpha, neutral C. The record is from RefSeq and is a predicted model, not a curated record. The transcript has 24 exons. Lineage: Eukaryota; Metazoa; Chordata; Aves; Piciformes; Lybiidae. Gene Ontology annotation, molecular function: carbohydrate binding; alpha-1,4-glucosidase activity. Bases 214 to 2958 code for a protein of 914 amino acids. Gene Ontology annotation, biological process: N-glycan processing; carbohydrate metabolic process.